This is a messenger RNA of Calliphora vicina (urban bluebottle blowfly), 1737 nucleotides long. Its product is annotated as kelch-like protein diablo. The transcript has 3 exons. The record is from RefSeq and is a predicted model, not a curated record. Gene Ontology annotation, molecular function: protein binding. Lineage: Eukaryota; Metazoa; Arthropoda; Insecta; Diptera; Calliphoridae. Bases 78 to 1658 code for a protein of 526 amino acids.
UGGCCAAUUCCACUAAUAAACAAAAUAAUCGAGAUAAGAAAAAUUCCAAUUGCAUCGAAUUAACCAAGCAAGAGCAAAUGAUACCACGUUCCUUUAUUCGAGGAACAAGUGGUCAUUUACUGCAGCAAUUAAAUGAGUUUAGAAAAAAUGAACAGUUUACCGAUGUCCGUCUCUUAGGCAGCGAUGGCACACGUAUUUCAGCCCACCGUAAUAUAUUGGCUGCCGCCAGUCCCUUCUUUAUGGCCAUGUUUAGUGGCCAUUUCCCGGAAAGUGAUCAGGCUGAAAUAGAACUGCCCGAAAUUGAUACCCACUGUUUGAAAUUGGUUGUGGAAUUUAUUUAUACGGGUUUGUGUGAUAUCAAUGAUGAGUAUGUUCAGCAAUUGCUGCAAACUGCCUCAUUUUUGCAAUUGGAUCAUUUGUCGGAUAUGUGCGGGGAGCAUAUGGGCGAAUUGCUGGAUCCGGAGAAUUGUUUGGGUUUCAAACAUUUCGCAGAGAAACAGAAUAAUCAAUUUUUGCUAGAGAUGUCCAAGGAUUUUAUAAUAACACAUUUUCAGGAGGUAGUGCAGUGUGAAGAGUUUUAUGAGAUGUCGUAUGAAGAGUUGGUUCCCAUUCUCAGCAACAACGAACUAUUCAUGCACUCCGACGACACCAUUUUGAAGGGUAUUGUACGCUGGGCCGAGUAUAAACCCGAUACACGUUUAGCUUAUCUGCCGCAACUUUUACGUUUCAUACAUCCCAUGUGUGUAACGGCAGAAGCCACGCGAUCCCUUAAAACCCUAACUGAACAGGCGGACUGCCAACAAUGGCUAAGUGAGGUGGAACAUUAUGAGGGCAGCUCGGAGUGGCGCAUAUUUCUGGUGGACAAAAUGGGUAGAUCGCCCGAAACUUUUCGUUAUGAUUUGCACACAGAGACAAUGUUGCCCCUGAAACCUCCCCCAAGGGCAGCAUUUGCCAUCAGUUUGGCGGCCCAUAAGAAUAUUCUGUACAUGCAGGGUGGCAGCAUAGGACGCAGUACCAAAAACUCCUAUUACUAUAAUAUCUACAGAGAUCAAUGGUAUGAUCUAACGCCUUUGCUAAUGAGACGUUCUCAUCAUCGUUCAUUGAUUUCCAACGACUGCUUAUAUGCCAUAGGAGGCAAUUCCUCGAGCGGCAUUACCAACACUGUGGAAUAUUUAAAUCUGGUAACGAAUAAAACCGAAUUCUGUAAACCCAUGCUGGUGCAACGUAGCUCCAUGGGAGCUGUGAUACACGACAAUAUGUUUUAUGUGAUGGGCGGUGAGGAGGAGGUAAGAAGUUGGAAUUGUUUGGAGCGUUUUGAUCCGCGUGAGAAUGCCUGGCAUAAUUUAAGACCCAUGAACGAUAUCAAAGGCUAUUGCUCAAGUGCUGUUAUAGGUAACAAUAUCUAUUGCUGUGAGGGCCUGGGCAUGUGUAUGGAACGUUAUGAUGUGCGUGCCAAUAAAUGGGAGAUCAUAGAUUUUGGGGAGGAACGUGAAUUCUAUGAAAUCUUUACGGUGGACAAUCAAUUGUUUUGUACGUGUGGUGAGUUUAUAGCACGCUAUGAUAUGGAGGAGAAUAGAUGGGUGGUAGUACAUCGAUUUCCCUUUACCAGAGACUGGGAUUAUGCAGUGGCCAUGCCCAUGGUUAAUUAUGGCAUUUAAAUUUGGAAAGAACAAAAAGUUUUUAUGCAUUAUUAUACUUAUUAGAAGUAGUUUUUAAUUUAAGUAGUUAUUAAUUUUA